CUUCCCUGUGAUCCUGUGCGAGAUCUUCCCCGCCUCUUCCUUCUCCAGGCGACGCAAGGCGAGCAGCGAGAGUAGCGGAGCUUCCUGUCUCUUUCCGGUGCGAUCACUUCUUCCUUUCACCGAUUCCACGAGUAUUUUGCGAAAUCAACGACCUGCAGCAGCGGGGCCUCUGCAGGAACACUUUCGAUGUUUGGCAUUUCAUUCGGACAGCUAUUUCUUGUUAUUGGAGCUGCUGGAGUUCUAGUUAAACCAAAAGAUCUCCCAAUUAUUGCAAAGACAGCUGGGAGAUUAGUAGGAAAAGCUGUGGGACAUGUCUUGUUGUUUCGUAGCCAGUUGCAACCUAUCAUACAACAAUCUGAAGCUACCAAGGUGCACAAAGAACUCCAAGAUGCCAUUGCUCAAUAUGAAGUAAUUCGUCACGAAAUUAGAAACUUGGGAUUUCUGCACCCAGAUCCAUUUAUGCGGAGGCUGGACAUUCCAGAAUCGCAGCAAAGCACCACUGGUUCUGAUAUUACUGACAAAACCAAUGAAGAAAAUGCACAAACCACUACAACCCCUCAGGUUCUCAAUCGAACAAAUUCAGCUUCUUCUAGAUUGCACGGCCAAGCAAGCUCAUAUGCCCAGCUAGUUCAAGAUUUAGCCACCAAAUCAGGAACCUCCAGUACUCAAGCAGAUGCAACGAAACCUAAUAUUAGUGUGGAUCUUGAUAAAGAAAAUUCAGCUUCUACUCUGCAUAGCCGAGCAAUUGCCUAUGCCAAGUUAGCUGAAGCUUUAGACAAUGAAUCAGGUCCUGCGAUUCACGAGACUGAAGUGAAACCUAAUGCCGAGGCCGGUCUGCCCAAUGUACUGCCUGUAUGUGCUGAAACUUUAGGAUUACUUCCCAAGCAUAGCGAAGAAAUAAAUGGCUCCGACAUUAUGCUCCAAGCAAUGUUGGAAGAACAGGUCGCACACAAGGCCAAAGACUUCUUCUCACAACCAGAGAAUCAAUUACCUACUCAAAAAUAAUCUAGAUGAGAAAUAAAAAGGGAAUGGGAAGAUACUGGCUAUUGAAAGAACAAGUUCAAGAAAAUAUAAAGCGAACCAUUUUCAGCAGCAACUUGUACAGCAUUGAUGUUUGCAGUCCCAUUAAGUGUGAGCAUAUGGGUACGAGAUCCAAAGCCUCCAACGCAAGACACCUGCAACAAUUUAUCUCCAAAUUAAGAGGAAUCCGGCAGCUGAUACCAUGAUGCGCAGAUGGCAUUGAUAUAGUCCUAACAAAGUUGAUCUAUUAGGUAUGUUUUUAUAUUCCAACUUUCAAAGAAGGAACGAUUGGAUCAGCUCGGUUAAUCUGCAAACUAGAUAAAGAUCUGACUAGGAAGUUUCGUUUCUAACUCUGUGAUGGAAAAACUUAGCCUGUGUUUGAUAACAAAACUUGACCUUGGCAAACUGUGCCAUGAUUAGAAGGUAAAUACAGUAAAAAGAACAGGCUUUAGUACUCGUAAAUACAGUAAAGUCUCCAAUAUGAAUGAAAUUUCCCUCUUGAAUAACAUGCAUAACCAUUUCGAUACCGUGUUAUUUACUAAUCAUAAUUGCAUAAGAUAUGAUAUGUCAAUGCCUAGCAUAACAUAAGAAACGAUUUUUUUUUGAUGUUUUGUAUCAUCCAACAUGUAGAAUAUUGCUUUUUUCUAGCAUUAGGAAU
Zingiber officinale is the source of this 1678-nucleotide messenger RNA. Its product is annotated as sec-independent protein translocase protein TatB-like. Lineage: Eukaryota; Viridiplantae; Streptophyta; Magnoliopsida; Zingiberales; Zingiberaceae. The record is from RefSeq and is a predicted model, not a curated record. The transcript is spliced from 9 exons. Bases 187 to 1005 code for a protein of 272 amino acids.